GCUGACUGAGAGCUGCUGCAGAUGCAAUGUGCGAAAUGGAGCGCCGGAUAUUACCAUUUAUGUUUUUAUUCAUGACGGCAUUGGUGGGACAUGCCAUCGGUUCGAAAUCCAGAGCUGGGCCCAAGGUAACAGACAAGGUCUUUUUUGACAUCACAGUUGGAGGACAUGAGGUUGGCAGGAUUGUGAUUGGUUUAUUUGGCGAGGUUGUACCACAGACAGUGGAUAAUUUUGUCGCUUUGGCUACAGGAGAGAAAGGAUACGGCUACAAAGGGAGCAAGUUUCACAGAGUCAUUAAAGACUUCUUGAUUCAAGGAGGCGACUUCACCAAUGGAGAUGGAACUGGAGGUAGGAGUACCUAUGGCGGCACGUUUCCUGAUGAGAACUUCAAGCUGAAGCACCUGGGUUCUGGCUGGGUCAGCAUGGCCAAUGCAGGUCCCGACACCAACGGCUCCCAGUUCUUCAUCACCUCGGCCCGUGCACCGUGGCUGGAUGGGAAGCACGUGGUCUUUGGGAAGGUGCUGGAGGGCAUGCCUGUGGUACACACCAUAGAACUUCAGGACACAAACGAUCGGAACCUCCCCUAUACUGAGUGUGUGAUUGUGAACAGUGGGAAGAUUGAAGUCAAAGAGCCUUUUGUGGUUGAGGUAGAAGUUAUUAUUGCCAAACGGAUGUCAGUGCCAAACGCAGAUGAGCAGCUGCAACAUUUCUUCAGCACUUUAUAAUUCUCAAAAAAAAAAAAAAAUCCUAAAAGAAAUCCUUAACUUCUGCACAUUUAAAGUAGCUAAUUAAAGCAAAAUGUAGUACGAUCUUCAGGGGUGUGGGAAGUGUGUAGCCACUCCAUAGCCAGGGCUAUGUCUGUAGCUGGAUCAAUUUUAUUAUCUUAGUUGCUCUGUUACUUGAAAUGUUAUGUAUCACCUUAAAAGCUCAUCUUUAGAGUUAAAAAGCAAGUAAGAUGUUUUUGUCUAAACCUAACAAGCUAACCAACUAACAGCCAAGAGUCUUGCCUUUAAAACACCUGCAACAGCACAGCUGUUACUAACUGAUGUCUUCCCGUGAUACAUGAUGAGAAUGCUGUAACAGUUGUACCUGUAUUUCUGCAGUGUUUUUGUACCCUACCUGCAUAUUGUGACUUCAAAUGAUGCAGAUUUAAAACAUGUCCAUGGCACUGAUUAUAUUAGAUCAGAUAGCAACUUCAAAAGUAUGCAGUGCUGCAGUUCUAAAUGUAGGUGUAGAUUCUUGAUAAAGACAGUCACUUAGAACUUUUGUCAUGCACCAACUCUACUGCCUAUGCAAAAGCUGAGCUCCUGACUGGUCAAAACACAUACUGUACUUGAAAUCUUGGCACUCACACAGUGGUGUUUAAUGUGGGCUAGACACAGAUUCAUUGCCAAUUUAAAUGUGUGAGCUUGAUAUUUUUAACGACACCUCACAUUGUAAUUAUUAAGUAUAUUUUCUUGCAUUCAUGUAUGCAGUCUGAAUAAUGUCCAUUGUUAGAUGUUGUUUACUCAGCUGGUAAUCUGAAGAAUAUUCAAUAAUCUUGCGGUUUUGUCUUUUGGGCUUUAGUUGGCAAUAUGUCCACAAGCAAAACAGUCUUUAGUCAUUGAGGAGCAUGGGUCUGUUAGAGUCAAGCGUUUCCACACCUUCUUUGAGUUAUAAUCAAUAUUAAUAAUAUCAGUGUACAAUAUCAGUGUUCUGAGAUGGUGUCAUAUCAAGUCAUAUCAAGUUUUUCCAAAAUAAUUGUUAAAUCACCAGUAGAGAUGAGCAAUAGGUCACAUUAAUGUGCAACAAAUGUCACAUUGUCACAAUGACACAUCAUUUAUUGUUAUACAUGUUUAUUGUUUAUUUAUGUUUUUCAGCAAUAAUACGUGUUUGGUCUGUUUAUUGUAUGUGCUGUAAUUUCCUUUGUGUUUUUUUCAUGUCACUGAAUGAAACAUUGAAACACAGUGGACAAAUGUUAUUCAUGUUUACUUUUUAUUAAAGAGUUUUUAUUUCAUAACAAGA
Messenger RNA from Alosa alosa (allis shad), 2001 nucleotides. It is a transcript of the gene ppic, whose product is annotated as peptidyl-prolyl cis-trans isomerase C. Gene Ontology annotation, molecular function: peptidyl-prolyl cis-trans isomerase activity. NCBI's taxonomy places the organism in Eukaryota, Metazoa, Chordata, Actinopteri, Clupeiformes, Clupeidae. The transcript is spliced from 6 exons. The coding region runs from base 27 to 722 and encodes 231 amino acids. Gene Ontology annotation, biological process: protein peptidyl-prolyl isomerization; protein folding. The record is from RefSeq and is a predicted model, not a curated record. Gene Ontology annotation, cellular component: intracellular membrane-bounded organelle.